UGAAGUUGCUUUAAAUUGAGCACAUGUAUCGUGUUGUGCUGUCGCCUGCCUCUACAAGAAUUAUAAGAAAUAUAGUAAAGGGUGUUUUUGCUACCAAAGGCUACUCUGACAGGCAGAGAGAAGAUGUGAACGAAUGUGUUUGUUUCAAGAAAAGGAAGCAGAUACCACGAGCCACAAGUCAUGCCUGUGUCAGCCUGAAGAAGCGAGUGUGUGUCCGUGCAUGACUGUGUGUGUGUGUGAGCUCUUAUGGUGCAACCAUGACGAGAGCAGCACUGACAAAAGUUUUCAUCCUCGUGAUCCUCGCCUUUAUCAUCUGCCUCCCAGAAUUCUUCACAUUGUACAGAGCAUCAAAAGUUAACUUCCGCUGUCUGUCCUACCGACCCUGUGAGCGAAUGAAUCAGGUGAAAACGGAGGAAAAUGGGAAGAUCGAGGACGCUGAAAUUAGGAGUCAGGAUACAUGUAACCCUUCACAGACUCCAGAACAUGAAAAGUGGGAGCAGGCCUGCAGACAAAAGAAUCAAAGCAACAUGACAGAUUCAGUAUCCAACUCCACGAGAGGUGGAGAAGACCCAGAAAAGAGCUGGUUUAUGUGUGAAACAGAUAUGAACAUGACAGAAUUACACAGUAACCUAUCAUCAGAUUUAAAGGUGUAUUUAGAAGUGUCAGUGGCACUUCAACUCAAGGAUGCAGAAACCGUGAAUCUCACCUUGUACGGCCUCAGUAAUCACAGCUCCUUACACUUCUACCCACCUGAGAAGGAGAGUGGGCAAGAUGAUGUGGACAUGAAGGAUGAUGAAGGACAGAGGAAGGCAUUUUACUGCUGUCUCCCGGCCCCACCCACUUCAGAGUCAGCCAAUAAAAGCCACUGUCUCCUUUGGUUCGCCAAUCAAACGGUGUUGAAUGAAGCACAGAGCCAACUCUUGUCUUUCUACGAGUGGCGUUGUGUGCUCAGGGUGCUCUGGCUGGUCCUGCUGUGUGUGGUGCUGCUGGCUGUUGUCACGAGUGUGAUUGGGCAAGUCUACCGGGAGAGAUACUUGCGCAAAAAACCCAAGAUCCAUCCUGCUGGAUAUGAUUUCAUUGGCCAGCAGUUGAACGGUGGUGAGAAGCAGGUGCAUAUCGUCACUCCAAAAGGGAUGAUCCCCCGCUCUGAUGGGUCCCAGUAUUGGUCAGAACUGUCACCCAUUCAAGAAGCUGACAGUCAAGAUGACAUAGAAACUCUGCUGGAUGAAAAUGCUGACCAGCGUCAUACAGCAAAUCUGCAUCAUCGCAGCCAUCACUCCUCCUCCUCCCUCACAGAGGAGCAGGCCUGGUAGCAGAAGAGCACACAGAGGAUCACGGAAAUGGAUUUAAAGUGCAAUGGAGAAAAAUACAAAUGACUGAUUCAAGUCCCAGCAACAUGGCGGUGGUGCAGUGGUUAGCACUGUUGCCUCAUAGCAAGAGGGUUCCAGGUUUGAAUCCCGGUCUGGGUGCUUCUAUGUGGAGUUUGCACCUUCUCCCUGUGCCUGCGUGGCUUCCUCCCACAGUC
Messenger RNA from Scatophagus argus, 1525 nucleotides. RefSeq lists its product as uncharacterized. Bases 258 to 1313 code for a protein of 351 amino acids. The transcript has 10 exons. The record is from RefSeq and is a predicted model, not a curated record. Lineage: Eukaryota; Metazoa; Chordata; Actinopteri; Scatophagidae.